GUGCCCUCUCUCCUUCUGUACAGUACAGUAGAAUGUGAUUCCCACUCUGAUUUCAAGCCUCAGGACAGUAAUGUGUCUUCUUUAAAAGAGCUUCGGCACCCACAGACAAAAGGAUCUCACCUUCAUACUACAUUACCAAAGUUUCCCCCACCUCAUCACCUGUGGGAGAAGUGCUGACUCAUAGGAACUACAAUGUCUGUGGUCAAAAUCCUGUGCUAUAUGCUGUUAAUGUAUCAUCUCAAUGAGGCAAGGAAAGUCAAAGGAAACAGAGCAGGUGUAGAGGAUACAGUGCAGAGGGGUGUCCUGAAGGUAAACGAGCCACAUGUUAGCAGUUCAAUCUUCAGGCUGUUUGCAGAAGGUGAGGACAUCUGCACACUGGACCCUCUGCAGCUGCACACUCUCACCUCCUGUGGCUUCAACAGCAGUAAUCCCCUCAUCAUCAUCACUCACGGGUGGUCGGUGGAUGGUAUCAUGGAGAGUUGGGUGCUGAGGUUAGCCACUGCCCUAAAGACAAAUCUAAUGGACGUCAAUGUGGUGAUUACUGACUGGCUGUCCCUGGCUCACCAGCACUACCCCACAGCAGCACAGAGCACCCGCACCGUCGGAAAAGACAUAGCUCAUCUGCUGCAGUCACUUCAGCGACACUACCAGUAUCCACUUAGAAAGGCUCAUUUGAUUGGCUACAGCCUUGGUGCUCACAUCUCUGGAUUUGCUGGAAGCUAUCUGGAAGGUUUGGAGAAGAUUGGGAGAAUUACAGGCCUUGAUCCAGCGGGGCCACUGUUCGAAGGCAUGUCUCCGACAGACAGACUGUCUCCUGAUGAUGCUGAAUUUGUGGACGCCAUCCACACCUUCACUCAUGAACGUAUGGGCCUCAGUGUGGGCAUCAAGCAAGCUGUGGCACAUUAUGACUUUUACCCCAAUGGAGGAGACUUCCAACCAGGAUGUGACCUGCAAAACAUCUACGAGCACAUAGCCCAAUACGGGCUGCUCGGUUUUGAGCAGACAGUGAAAUGUGCUCAUGAGCGGUCUGUCCAUCUCUUCAUCGACUCUCUGCUGAAUAAAGAUAAGCAGAGCAUGGCUUACAGGUGCAGUGACAGCAGCGCUUUUGACAAAGGCGUCUGUCUGGACUGUCGGAAGAAUCGCUGCAACACGCUAGGCUUCAAUAUCAAGAAGGUCCCCAGUGGCUCCAGCAAGAGGCUCUACCUGAAAACACGCUCUCGGAUGCCUUACAAACUCUAUCAUUACCAGUUCAGGAUCCAGUUUGUCAACCAGAUGGAGAGGAUUGAGCCUUCUCUCACCGUCUCCCUCACUGGAACAAAGGAGGACAGUGGCGACGUCCUCAUUGCUGUCCCUGAAAGGAUUUGGGGUAAUAAAACCUUCACCUUCCUGAUCACCCUGGACAGAGACUUAGGGGAUCUAAUGUUGCUCAAGUUGCACUGGGAAGGAUCAGCACUGUGGAAGAACGUGUGGAACCGGGUGCAAACCAUCAUUCCCUGGGUCGGCCCAGAGAGAAAACCACAGCUGACUGUGGGCAAGAUCAGCAUCAAAGCAGGCGAUACACAGAAGAGGACAUUUUUUUGUGCCAUGACAAAUGAUGGACAAGAAGUUGAAGUGUCACAGGACAAAGUGUUUGUGCGCUGUAAACAAGACACACCAGAACAGCGGAGAAGGAAGCACGGCAGACGUGUGACAGUUUCUUAAUCUAUUCACAUCUGAAGGAUGCCCUAAAGGUUCACAAGUGGAUGAUAAAUCUGCACAGCCUCUUCAAAGUGAGAAAUGAUUAACAAACAGUGGGGAACUGAAUCCUGUUAACUAGCACCUAAUGUAAGUUUGAUUAUUUGAAGUUAUUACUGAGCAUUGCAUGUGAUCUUUACACCAGCUCUUGACAUUACACUCUAAAAAUAAGCCCAGGUUUACAAAUGUCUUUCAGGUGUAUAAACAGUUGAGGAUUUUCCAAUUCAAAUAUUAACCAGACUGGACACAAAGUCACUGACCUUUUGAUGAUAGGAUGUACAUUUCUACUUUAAGAAAUAUUAAUCUCAUCAUUUAAAACGUGCAUUACUUUCCCAUAUAACAUCAUCUGUUAAUCAAACCAGAUCAAUAAAUAUGCACUGUGUUUUCUAA
Messenger RNA from Scatophagus argus, 2124 nucleotides. It is a transcript of the gene lipca, whose product is annotated as lipase, hepatic a. The record is from RefSeq and is a predicted model, not a curated record. Gene Ontology annotation, molecular function: apolipoprotein binding; triacylglycerol lipase activity. Lineage: Eukaryota; Metazoa; Chordata; Actinopteri; Scatophagidae. The transcript has 9 exons. Gene Ontology annotation, biological process: lipid metabolic process. The coding region runs from base 193 to 1701 and encodes 502 amino acids.